This is a messenger RNA of Caenorhabditis remanei, 3375 nucleotides long. RefSeq lists its product as uncharacterized. The record is from RefSeq and is a predicted model, not a curated record. Bases 1 to 3375 code for a protein of 1124 amino acids. The transcript has 7 exons. Lineage: Eukaryota; Metazoa; Nematoda; Chromadorea; Rhabditida; Rhabditidae.
AUGGAGGAAUUAACGGAUGAUCCAGAAGAUAUCACUGGGACGCAAAUUCCUGUUGAUAAAACUGAUGAUCUUAUCCAAGGCCCAUCAACGUCACAAAUCGACGAAACUUCGAAUGAAUCCGCCACGUCGUCGGGAAAAAUUUCCAACCCGUCGGAGCCGUUAAGGUGUGAAACCUGCUGCGAAAUGGCGGUUUUGAAAGUGUAUAAACAGAAGCAGCUCCCAAACGGAGGAAAAAUUGAGGACAUCUUUAAAAACUACUGCAAUAAAUGCGAAUUUCACUUUGGAAUGUGCUCGAAGAAGGUGCGAGGAGUGUACUCGUAUGUUACUGAAGAAGGUAGAAUACUAACAAAUGCCGAAAAGCUGGAAUAUUUCCGUUCCGAGAAGCGAAAACGAUCGAGUUCUCGUCCGAUCGAAGAGAAAUCGCCUCCUCCUGAACUGAAAGCGAGUAGUUCUGAAAUUUCGACGUCUUCUAAUGGGUCUGGAAGUUCCGAGGAAAAAGACGAAGGGAUAGAAGACAUAGGAGAUGAGGCUGAAGAGGCUCCAGAAUCUCCUCCAGAAUCUUCCGGAGCUCCAGAGGGCGUCCUCGUCGAGCCUCAACCCAAAGUUCGGCCGCCUCGAAAGAAAGCAAAAAAGCCUUUGUUUGGUGGAAAACGACCGAAAACCAACUGGUCGUCGUCAAAAAAGAAGAAAUCAACGACGACUUCUGAUUCAGUAGCACCAGUGAGAAGGGUCACGCCCCCAAAAAAGGCGGAGCCAAAGGUCAAGAAAGAAGACGUUAAAAAGGGGCGGGGUCGACCACCACCGAAGUCUCAGAAUUCACAAAAAGAUAUUCCAUCAACGUCUUCUGCGUCUUCUUCUUCCUCAGUUUUCAUGCAAAGACCCCUUCUGAAACCAAUCAGUACGGAGAGUUCAAGUUGUCAGACUGAUUUGGAUAUGCUUCUGAAAUCCACGUAUCUCCAGGAUGCAUACAAUGAGACUAUGCGGGAAGGGCUCGGGGAGCAGAUCUCAGCGAGGCUCAAAGAUCAGCCAUUGAUACUUAGAAAACAGUACUUUUUGAUGCUGAAAACUAUACAAGCACAAGCGAAAGAUAUCGCACAGUACAGAGAACUCGAGCAGAAAUAUAAGAAGGCGGUUGAGCAUUUGCAGGCGUUUGGUAGAGCUACCCGGAUGAAUUUCAGCGAUGAGUUGAGAAGUCUUCGAGCGGAUAUGGUGGAGAGAAAGAAAGAGUUCCAGGAUCACGAGACAGAGAUGGUUUCGAUGUUUCUAAGGGAGAAGAAGAAAUAUGACGCUUAUAAAGAGCAAAUGUCUCAAAAGUAUGAGGAUCAACAGCUAGAAUACUCACUGUUAGAAGCGAAAUAUCAGCAUUUGGAGCAAGAGAAUGUGUAUGAGAAGGAGAGAGCAGAGUACUUCUUACAGCAAAUGGAUCGGGCGAAGAGUAAGAUUUACUCGGCGGAAGAGAGGGCGAACACAUCGGAAAGGAAGCUGAAAGACCGCUUAUUCCUGGCGAAUAAUGAGCGAUGCACAGGAUGUGACGCUCGGGAAUCGAUUCGAACGAAACUGAUGGGAGAGUAUGCUGAUAUGAAGGUGGAGGUGGAAAUUGCAAAGGCUGAAAAAGAGGAGGCGUUGAAGAAGGCGGCGUUGUUUGAGACGGCUGCGAUGAAUUUGGGAAAGGAUUGCGAUGCGAUGAAGUAUGAGAGUAAUACGUGGAAAGCCUAUGCGGAGAGAUAUAAAAAGGAUGUUCAGAAGUUGCAGCAGAUUAUUAAAGAAAAAGAAAAAGAACUCGCCGACAAAGCUGCGGAGACCCCUAGAAGCAUAGCAACCCCCAAAAGUGUCGCGUUGACUCCAAUCUAUCCAGAACGAAUAACACCUCCAGAAGACGGUGAACUACCUGCCACUCCACCACAAGGAUCCGCAACUCCGACGGCUUCAAAACCAGUUGAGAAACCAGUUGAGAAGACAUUGUCCCAAAAAGUCAUCGAGAAGAAAGCGCCGCCCCCGAUAGCUUCAGGUUUCGAGUCGUGGAUACCAAAAGAGAAAUUGAAUGCGCCGCCACCAGAGAUACCGAAAGCGGUGUCAGCAUUUGGAGUUCCUAUAAAAACGCCACAACAGAAAGAAGCGGAACGACCGAAACUCGCACCGUCGACACAGCCGCUUCCAUGGGAAACGAUGGCGAAGACUGUGAAGACGUCGGAUUCGUUGGCUGAAGCGUUGUCACGGGCACAAGCUGAUGCGUUUUCUGGGAACGGAAACACCCCGGUGCACGCGUCAAAAUCGUAUUUGGAGGAGAUGAAUCGGAUGGUUAAUGUGAGGAAGAGAGUGGGAGAAGAGGUGGAGAAAAAAUCCACGAAACCAUCUUCAUCUCCAGCACCCGCACCAAAAAAACCGAAACCAGCUGGCUCAUCAACUCCACUUCCUCUACCCUCCCAUCCUCCUGUUCCUCCUCCUGCCGCCGCAACUCCCAAAUACAAUUCACCAGGAGGAUCCUCUACACCUUCUCAAAAAUCAUCACAGGGUGGUGUCGGAAGUCUAUCAAAUCUCCGAAAGAUCCCAAAGCUCAGCGAGAAACCACCACAACCGGAAUUCGCACCGGCGCUUGGUUUGAGUGAUAAGAGUAAAUCGGAGGAUUCGAUACCUGGACUUGGAAUGGAUAAAUUGGAUGAGAAGACGAAAGAGAAGGAGAGAGAAGAGUUGAUGAAAAUUAAGCCGGCGGUGAUUCCAGCUCAGAAAUCUCUGGAGAAACCGGUUGCUCAGGAUAAGAAACAGGAAAAGAAUCCGCCGCCACCGACACCGAAAACCACAAAAUCUCUACCAAAUCAACAACAACAGACUCCGCCCAAAAAGAAGAAUCGAAAACGUCCCGAUUGGCAUAAAAGGAAUGCGGACAACUCGCCGCCGCUGAAUCCGUGGAGACAACAACCUUCUUCUUCUCAGCAAUACGGAAUACAGACGAAUCAACAGAGAGGAUACCAGAUGGAUAUGAGUCUCGAUAGGCCGUGGAGUGAUUCGGGACCACCGCAGAGGAAUGCGGGGAGACCACCGAAUGAAAGCUUCACCUCACCUCUCCCGUGGCAUCGUGACAAUCGUGCGCCGCCCGUCCCAAUGCAAGACACUCCGUUCGGCAAGGUGCCAAUUCAAGAUUUUGCUCAACGACAAAUGCUAUACCGUCCUGCUCCACAACAACCACCACAACACCAACCGCCAUCAUUCUACCCUCCUCCACAACACCGUGAUAAUAAUUUCUAUUCAUCCCGCGACUUUUCACCUCCUAAUCAUCACCAACAUCAUCCACAACCUAGAAUGUUCUCACCACCGCCGUUCGGCUAUUCCAGUCAACCCCCAAAUAAUAACGGGAAUCCCAGAUCGUUUUACAGCUAG